This is a messenger RNA of Vespa crabro (European hornet), 2940 nucleotides long. RefSeq names its product ras-related protein Rab-9A (gene Rab9). The record is from RefSeq and is a predicted model, not a curated record. Gene Ontology annotation, molecular function: GTP binding; GTPase activity. Bases 835 to 1548 code for a protein of 237 amino acids. The transcript has 4 exons. Gene Ontology annotation, cellular component: phagocytic vesicle; late endosome; lysosome. Gene Ontology annotation, biological process: retrograde transport, endosome to Golgi. NCBI's taxonomy places the organism in Eukaryota, Metazoa, Arthropoda, Insecta, Hymenoptera, Vespidae.
AGAUUUUUUUGUCUUUCUUUCUAUAAGUUCUAUAGUUACCGGUAAAAACAGUAUUUAUAAUUUCUGGCAGCCAUAUUUGAUUUAGUCAUAGAAUCCAACAUGGGCGUUCCUUUUUGUCGUCUGCAAAGUGUCAAAUGCUUUGUGUUUUUUAAAGAUGGACGAGAUUAGUGAUACGUUAUAAUUAAAAAUAAUUAGUACAAAAGUUUUAAAGAAAGAUCUGAAUUAAUGAACAUUGUUUAAUAUUUUUCUGUGAUUACGUUAUUUUUAUCGACGAAAAACGUACAUUUCUUAUGUACAAUAGUCAUCCGUAAUACGAUAUACAUAUACAAGGAGAUUCGAGCUGGUAUAUAUCAAAGGUUUCUGUGAUUCAAUAAUUAAUUAUUAUAAAAGAAAUUAUCGUAAUUGUAUUGUAAUAAAUAUAUGUAUUAAACGAAGAUAUUUGAAAGGAAGACAGUGCGUGUAAAAAGCAUCGAGAGAAGGUUAUGCUUGUCGUCAAGUGAAAAUUAUAUAUGUGUGCGUGUGCGUGCUACCAUGCUAUUUAUUCGUUUUUAAAUGAAUGACGAACGGACACCGAAUUACAAAUAAUAUUAUGUCGUCGAAAUAAGAUAAUUACUAUCAUCGUACCUGGAUAUUCGAAUUAACUGAUUUUCUUUAUAUAUAAAAAAAAAAAAAAAAAAAAAAGAAAAAUAUAUUGAAGAAAUAAUCUCAUUGUAUUGAAAAUUAUAUGACAUUUCAAAAAGAUCUACUCUUUUAUAAGAAAAGGACGAAGAGGCUGAAACAGAAAAAAAAUUUGUAUUAUUGUAUCUCAUAAGUUGAUUCAAAGAUAUAUAUAAAAUGUCUGGAAACAAUACAAUGACAGCUGAUACACUCAGAAGUGGGAACAUACAUAAUCGUAAUUCACAAAGAUCUACACUUUUAAAAGUAGUGAUUUUGGGUGACGGCGGAGUUGGAAAAUCUUGUCUUAUGAACAGAUUUGUAUCGAAUCGUUUUGAUGAAUAUAAUUUUUACACUAUCGGAGUAGAAUUUUUAAACAAGGAUAUAGAAAUCAAUGGCGAAUCUUAUACUUUACAAAUAUGGGACACUGCAGGGCAGGAACGAUUUAAAACAUUAAGAACUCCAUUUUAUAGAGGUUCAGAUAUUUGUCUUUUGACUUAUGCCGUUGAUGAUAGAACAAGUUUCAAAAAUUUGGCUCUCUGGAGAUCAGAAUUUCUUUAUUAUGCGGAUGUCGAAGAAGCAUCUACUUUUCCAUUUAUAGUUGUGGGAAAUAAGGUGGAUGUUUUGGAAUCUGAAAAACAAGUAACCACAGAAGAAGCCAGAGCAUGGUGUGCAGAAAAUGGAGAUCCACCAUUGGUCGAAACGUCUGCAAAGGAUGCAACAAAUGUAGAAGCAGCAUUUGCAGCUGCUGUUGCUGCAUGGGCACGACUGGAGGCUAGAUUAGAACAUCCGUUAGUAGAAGAUACUGUCGACCUUUCUAAACAGCUGUCUCCGCAACGUUCCAGUUGCUGUAUGCCUGUCUCUGGUGCUGAAUCUACAUUUGUGACCAGCUAACUGAAAUGGGUGGUAUGAAGAUAGACAUGAUAAGAAAUAUUUAUGAUACGAAUCAACAUUUUUGGAAGGAACACUUAGAGUUUGUUUGCAUUUGGAAGGAACAUAAUGCGUCUCAAAUUGAACUAAUCCCUAAAAUGGUGUUUACUAUAUUUAGGAUGUAUAAGGACAUUAUACCAAAAGAUGUAAGAGAUUUUUAUUUUCCUUGAUUUCACCAACUGACAGUCCAUUUUCUUUUGUGAAUUUUUCUCCACGAAACAAAAUCAUUUUGUAACUUUAUUCGAUUAAAAUGAGACUAUUAUUAAUUUUUGAUUAGGUCUAACAAAAUAAUUUGAAGAGAAUCUUGCCAGCCUUCAAUACUCGGUUAAUUACAAGCCCAAAGUUUCUAUAAAGACAUUAGAAAUAAUUUCGAGUACAUCCAUCAAAAUAUUUCAAUAUAAUGUUUCUUGUGUGUUAUAUGAAAUAUGUUAGAUAUUCUCAAGAAAAAUAUUUAUGUUACUAAAGUUUUGCACAAAUCUUACUUAACAGGACUGUUAGUUAAUUUGCUAUUCUUCUAGUAUGUGCUCUGUAUAUCUAUCUUCGAAUACUUUACAUAAAUUGUAAAAAUUCACAUGUAAGAUAUGUACCGCUGGAACAUUGAAAAAAGAAAAAAAAAAAAAAAGAAAAAAGGAUGAUUUAUAAUAUUUCAAAAUGUGCUUUAUACAACUCGUGAGCUAUUGACAGUAUUUUAAGUGUUAUACACAUCAUUGGCUUGUGAUAAAUAUAGUAAUAAUAAUAAUUAUAAAUUGUUUAUUAUGUAAGACAAACAUAUAUAAAUUGUAAUUUAGCUUCGUAACGUAAAUUUGCCUUAUCAUUGCAGUAUAAAAUGAGGAGCAGUAUAACUAUAUUUCUAUUUAUGAUAUACUCCUUUAGAUUAUCAAUAUAUAUGUAUAUAUGUAUAUAUAUGUGUAUAUAUAUACACACAUAUACAUACAUACAUUUAUAUAUAUGUAUACAUAUUGAUUUGGCAUUUGUAUGAAAUGAAAUGCAGAGUAUUUUGCGCUAACUGUUUAACAAUUUUCCUACAAUAAUAAUAAUAAUAAUAAUAAUAAUAAUAUAAUAAUAAUAAUAAUAAUAAUAAUAAUAAUAAUAAUAAUAAUAAUAAUAAUAAUAAUAAAACAAAGCUUUUUGGAUGAGUGUGUACAUAUGUGAUACAUUCUUAAAGCAAUAGAACUCUACUUCAAAGCUUUAGAAAUGUGUUAUGUACUGCAAAGAGAAGUAUAUAAAUUUAUUGUAUGACAGAUUGUUCUUAAGCGACAAAACUUAAAUCAAUUCUGUACACAAUGUGCAUGCUGGUGCUUUUUGUAUAGCUCUAUGUGAAACCUAUAAAUUUAUAAUAAAAUAAUGAAGUAUUAA